Molecule: messenger RNA, 1379 nt
Organism: Stegostoma tigrinum
Lineage: Eukaryota; Metazoa; Chordata; Chondrichthyes; Orectolobiformes; Stegostomatidae
Gene: foxl2l
Product: forkhead box L2-like
Exons: 1
Coding region: 116-961 (281 amino acids)
Biological process (GO): regulation of transcription by RNA polymerase II; anatomical structure morphogenesis; cell differentiation
Molecular function (GO): RNA polymerase II cis-regulatory region sequence-specific DNA binding; DNA-binding transcription factor activity, RNA polymerase II-specific
Source: RefSeq, a predicted model, not a curated record
UCUUCACGGGCUGGAGUUUUUGGGGUGUUUUCAGAAAAAAAAGGCCAGUGUUGUGUGUAGAUGAGGUUGAAGUUUCAGUUUGUGUUGGAUACCUGAAGUCCUAGCCACCUCGUCAAUGAUGGAAACAUUCCACGAUCAGGAAGGCUACAAUCCGGAGGACACUUCCUCUCUCAGGGGCGAGUCGGUACUGGAUAAGGCUGGUGGAGACAAGGAAUCCAGGGAGAAAGUUGAUCUUUCUCAAAAGCCUCCCUACUCUUAUGUGGCUCUCAUAGCGAUGGCAAUCAAGGACAGCCAGGAGAAAAGACUUACUCUCAAUGGCAUCUACCAGUACAUCGUUGCCAAAUUCCCUUACUAUGAGAAAAACAAGAAAGGGUGGCAAAAUAGCAUCAGACACAAUCUGAGUCUGAACGAAUGUUUUGUCAAAGUUCCCCGGGAAGGUGGAGGGGAGCGGAAGGGUAACUACUGGACACUGGACCCCGCUUUCGAGGACAUGUUUGACAAAGGGAACUAUAGGAGGAGGAGAAGGGUUAAGAGACCGUACAGACCCUCCUCCUCUCCGUUUCUGCCCGGGAAGCCAUGUGUGAAUUACUCGGAGCCGUUUUAUUACCAAACCUCCAAAUAUCUGCAGACUCCCUUUGCCGGCAACUCAUGGUCCAUGGGGCAAGGACAGAGCACUGCCUCCGUGAACUACCACCAGUCCUGCCAGGCAGUAAAUGGCAACGUCAGCCCGGUUCAAAUGAAUGGACUCACCUCAUCCUACGGCCCUUACUCUUCGAUGCAAAACUUGCCUUUGGUCCCCGGGCCGGCUAGCCCUUACGCCGGGAUGAGCCAACAGAUGAGCCCGGGGACGCACGCAGCGGGCAGCGGAUACCAGCUCUCAUGCGCACGGCAACGCGAGGUCCCUGUCAUGCACUGCUCCUAUUGGGAGUACGGACCUAUGACCACCAGAUUAGAUAUGUAACUUGCCAGGACAUUUAAAGUGCAUAUCAUCACUGACGGUGGUAAGACAUUUUCUUUGAAAAGUGCCAAAAAAGUAGAAGUUUGAAUUGUUUUCCUGGUUGUCAAACUGAGGUGCAUUUGCUGGAAAAUAGAAUGGACCCAGCACACACCGAAACAAGUCAAGCGUUGAGUAAAAGCUGACUUUGAGCCUGAGUUGUGAACCUUGUUGGUACCCCGCUGGAGAGUGGGGGGAGGAGGCGGAAAAUCUGUGUUUGCUGUCUCAGAGGAAGCAAAAAAAAUUGGACUAUUAAAAGGGGAAAAAGAGCGAUGGUUGUUUGAGAUUGUUAACAGGGUUUAUUUACUUAAAUAGUGCUUAAAUUGUUUGAUGUGUUGCAUUGUGUGAGUUUUGAUCUGUUCGUCUUUGGUAAAUCAAUAUGUUC